UCGCCGCAGGGUUGCUAGUUGUUACGCACGCUGGGCGCAAGCGCAAAAGAGAAACGAGCCAGCCGCAUUCUGCUGCAAUUUACCCAGGCCGGGGCUCCCAAUGCUUCCAAAAGCUGUUCUCUUUUGAGGAUGUAACCCCGAGAGCGGUGGCAAUUUUGCCACCGGCCGGGACGAUGCUCUCCUUCAUCCUGUCUGUGGUCCUGGUGCUGCUGGUCGCCUCUGGAGAGUUGUCGCUCUUCACCCUUGCAACUGGUGAGCCUCCCAGAGAGGAGAGCGUCUUAAAGAGAAAAGGUGAAAAGACCCUAAAGACUCCUCAAAAUGUAAGCGUUGAGAUUAUAGAUCAUAAUUUUAUCCUGAAAUGGAACUGGGACAAUGAGCCUACAAGCGAUGUUACUUUUUCAGCAUAUUACCAAAAAUUGGGAUCUAGUAAGAUGAACAAUUGGAUCGAAUUGAUUGGAUGUCACAAUAUCAUUGGCACCAAAUACAACUUUACUUUAACUAAUUUAAAUAUAUUUGAAAAAAUUAGAGAGCAUAUAAGAUCUGAAAAAGGACAAGAAACAUCAUUGUGGAAUGUUAUCCAAUUUGCACCAUUUCAGAUAGCACAAAUUGGUCCUCCAGAAGUACAAUUAGAAGCUGAAGAUCCAUCAAUAAAAGUAAACAUCUCUCUUCCACGAACAGCAAAUAGUAGUGUGUGGGCUACUGAUAUCUCAAAUUUUACAUGCAGUUUAAUUAUUUGGAAAAACUCUUCCAGUGUAGAAAAAAUCCGUCAUAAUGUUUUUUCCAGAGAUAAAAUUAACAAUCUUUCACCAGAAACCACUUAUUGUUUAAAAGUUCAAGCAAGAUUACCUAUACUGAAAAAAAUUGGUUCCUACAAUCCAAUAUUUUGUGUAAAUAUUACAGCUAAACGUAAAUUACCUCGUCCAGAAAAUGUAGAUGUUGAUCCUAUAAAUAAUUAUAUUCUUAAAUGGAAUUAUCCAUAUGAAAACAUGAAGUUUCAAGUUCAGUAUCUCCUUGGUUAUUUUAAAAGAAUUUCAACUGACUACUCAGACAAAUGGAAAACUGUAUCUGCUUGUGAAAAUAUCAUAAAUAAAUAUUGUAACUUAUCAAAAGUAAUCACCACAGAUGGAAUUUAUUACCUACGUGUACAAGCUUUGAAUGGAACUAUCACAUCUCUUUGGUCUGCUGAAAAAAAAUUUGAUACUAGAACAAAAGCCAGAAUAGGUCCUCCAAGCAUAGAAGUGAAACCCAAUGAGGAUUCAUUCUUUGUCUACAUUACUGUUCCAGGAGAAUCUGAAAAAAAGCUAUUGGGUCAUGAUUAUUCACUAACUUAUGAAGUUACUUACUGGGAAAAUGAUUCAAAUAUUGAGCACAAAAUGAAGGGAAAACAGAAAUUACUUAAAGUUUCUAAUUUGAAGCCCCUGGUUCUGUAUUGUUUCAAAGUCAGAGCACUUCUUGAUGAUGAUAGCAACAAAAGCACUCAAUUUGGCAAUGUUGUAUGCAGUAAAAUAAUACCAGGUAAACAACAAAAAACCUGGAUUAUAGUCAUUUGCUUUUUAAUUAUUAUUGGACUGAUCUUCAUAUCUUUUUGUUUAAAAGUUCUACUAAAAUUGGUAAAAUAUGUGUUCUAUCCAUCUUGCAAACCUCCUUCAAAUAUGUAUGAGGCAUUGUUUGAUCAGCCAUCGAAAAGUCUUCUUACCACUUCAGAAGAGCAUACAGAAAGCUGUAUAAUUGAAAAAAUAAAUAUUAUUGAAUUAGAAGAAACAAAUAAAAAUGGAAAAAAUGAUGACAUUUGCAGCAAUCAAGACAAUCAUGAUUCAGGAAACUGUUCCAAUGAGGAUGAAAUAGUAAUAAAAUAACUGAAGAAACUCUAUACAACAGGAAACUAUGCAGCAAUAAACACUCUAAUGUAUCAUCUUGUCGUCGUUCAGAUUGGGAGCCUAAGUCCAAUGUCUUUCUAAAUAAUUCUGAUUUCAGAAGAGAAAUGUAAAAUCCUUUAAAAAAAAAAAAAAAAACUUUCCUCUUUUCUGCUAUUACAAAGGGAGUCUUCUGGGAAAACUACUAAGAAAAAACUAACAACCUCAUUCUAACCAGCCUGCCAUCCAUCUUCUAUGUCAUUGGGAGCCAACUAAACAUUUUGCUUUGUUUUAAACCAGCCUUAAAUACCAGAAAAGAAAGUCAUAUGAACCACACCCACCUGUUGCUGGAACUUUCUAGUUGAAUUACCCUUGACUUUGUGGUUAGAAUUUGGCUCCCUUUAAACAAACUUAAACAUCCAUUCUUUCUCUUUAUAAUAAGAAUCAUAGAUUUCUGAGCCAGAAGAAACCUCAAAAAAUCACCUGACCCAACCCCUUAACAUUUUUUUCAUUUUACUAUAAGAGAACUGAGGUCUUAGAAUGUUGGAUGACUACAUAGAAUUCCCAAUCCCUCUAUUUUUGUCCACCUGCAUUUUUGAUUUCCUUCACAGGCUAGUUGUAUACUAUUUCAAAGUCUAACUCUUUUUGAACAGCAAAAUAACUGUUUGGACAUAUUUACAUAUAUAGUGUUUAAUUUAUACUUUAACAUAUUUAACAUGUAUUGGUUAACCUGUCAUCUGGGGAAGGGGGUGGGGGGAGGGAGGGGAAAAGUUGGAACAAAAGGUUUGGCAAUUGUCAAUGCUGAAAAAUUACCCAUGCAUAUAACUUGUAAAUAAAAAGCUAUAAGAAAAAAAAAAAAAGAAUGUUGGAUGACUCACCCCUGGUUAAUGUCACAUAGGUAAUAAGCAGUCCGCUAUCUUGAUUAAUAAUUUACUAGAGCUAUAACUUUUUGACCAGGAGUUGGAUAGUUUAUUCAGAAAAAUAUUUUUCAAAUGUUUAUUAAUGUGUCUAUAGAGACACCAAUGGUAACUCACAUUAUGUAAUACUUUGAGUUUUGUUCAAAUCAUAACUCUGUAAACUAGGCAACACAAGUAUUAUUAUCUCAGUUUAGCAAAUAAAGAAAUUUUCAGAUUAAGAUUUAGAGCAUGAGGUAUUAAGGUGUCCUUAUACAUAAUAUGAAAUACAAAGCAAAAUUUAAACCUGGGUCUUCUGACUCUAAAUCCAACAUUUUUUUUUCUAAAAUGCUGUGCCAUCUUCAUUAUCUCAUGAUGCUGAAGAUAUAACAUAGGAAAAAAUAGAAUAGGACUGUAUCAGAUUUAGGACUGGCAAAAACUAGUUUGAGCAUCUUGUUGUAUAGCUGAAGAAACAAUGUCCUACCCCCCCCCAAAAAAAAAUUGUGGUUUGUCUUAGGUUUUCAAAGUCAUAAUUAGUAUUGUUAUUCAAAGAGUAAAGUUUUCAGAUAUCUAGAAAUUACUUCAGUUAAAGAGAAAAAACUGUUGUUUGGCCAUUGUGUGAAUUAAUGAUUUCUUCUUUUUAGUUAGAAGCUGACUUCUCUCUGCUACACCACAAUUUUUUAGAUCAUCUCCUUCUACUCUUCAGCCAGGAUAAGGAAUGCCAACUGUGAAUUAGCCUAAGGAAAAUGCAAACCUAUUUUUUAAAAAGCAUAUGCAUUCCUAAUAAAUCAUUUCUAUACUGUUUGCUCUUUACAUUACCUGUGCCAUGGAUAACAAAAAUUUGACUCUUAGGAAGAUUCCCCACACAUUCUGAUGACCUCUAAGAAGUGUUAGGAAACCAGCCUAUAUUGCAUUGACUAUGGGCCUGUUUGGUUUUUGUCCAACUGUAGUCUAUGUAUCAUUAAAUAUCCUCAGAUUAUGAGCAUUCUUAGGCCUCAGCACGAGCCAAUUCCUAAGAUUUUAGUCAUUUUGGAUACACAGGAGAACUGAUUUUAACUUGAAACUGCUGUGGUAUAAAUGUAUUUUAUAUAUAUACUUUUGUAUAUACUUAUUUUAUAUAUACUUAUAUGUGUAUAUGUUGUACAUAUUAUUUGCUAUAAAAUGAAAGAUGCUUACAGGCUGAGACUGUUUUUUGUUAUUUGUUAUUGUUUUCUCUUUGUUUCUAUAGUACCUUCCAGAUGUGUCUGGCACAUAAUCAACUUUUAAUAAAUGCUUUUUUAUUGAUAAUGUU
Messenger RNA from Antechinus flavipes (yellow-footed antechinus), 4037 nucleotides. It is a transcript of the gene IFNAR1, whose product is annotated as interferon alpha and beta receptor subunit 1. The record is from RefSeq and is a predicted model, not a curated record. Gene Ontology annotation, molecular function: protein binding. NCBI's taxonomy places the organism in Eukaryota, Metazoa, Chordata, Mammalia, Dasyuromorphia, Dasyuridae. Bases 174 to 1856 code for a protein of 560 amino acids. The transcript has 11 exons.